GGUGAAAGCAUCGGCACACGUAAAGAACGGCCUAGAACCCUUUUGAAGCUUCGACAGGGACAACGGCGAUCUUUCUCUUUUGACGUCCUUCUUUUGCCUGCCGCCCUUACCCUCGCAACCAAGAUGCGUCCGCUAACAGAGGCAGAGACGACGGCCUUAUUUGGAAAGUUGGCAAACUACAUUGGUAAGAACAUCGUGCAUCUCAUCGACCGAGAAGAGGACCCGCAUGUCUUCCGUUUGCACCGAGAUCGCGUGUAUUACGUGUCUGAGGCCAACAUGCGCCUUGCCGUCUCCAUCUCGCGGCCAAACCUCAUGAGUCUCGGCGUUUGUUUCGGCAAGUUCAGCAAGACCGGAAAGUUCCGACUGCACGUUACAUGUCUCGACUAUCUGGCGCAAUACGCCAAGUACAAGGUCUGGAUCAAGCCGAAUGGUGAGCUGCCGUUCCUGUAUGGCAAUCAUGUGGUCAAGGCGCAUCUGGGGAGGAUCACGGAUGACACACCGGAACAUGCCGGCGUUGUCGUGCUCAGUAUGAGCGGAGUUGCACUUGGAUUUGGUGUAACAGCUCGAUCGACAGUGGACACGCGGAAGUUAGAUCCGACGUCAAUCAUCGUCUUCCACCAAGCUGACGUGGGCGAGUAUCUCCGAGAUGAAGAUACGCUCUUUUAGUCGCUGCGUCCCGCCGAUCGCAAGCAAUCGCAGUCUGCAUUUUGUAUUUGUAAAUCAGUUGUACAUCAUUAGAGAACAAAAUGACAACUCC
This is a messenger RNA of Tilletiaria anomala UBC 951, 757 nucleotides long. Its product is annotated as putative NIP7-required for efficient 60S ribosome subunit biogenesis. Bases 124 to 666 code for a protein of 180 amino acids. Gene Ontology annotation, cellular component: nucleus; nucleolus; preribosome, large subunit precursor. Gene Ontology annotation, biological process: ribosome assembly; ribosomal large subunit biogenesis. Gene Ontology annotation, molecular function: RNA binding. The record is from RefSeq and is a predicted model, not a curated record. Lineage: Eukaryota; Fungi; Basidiomycota; Exobasidiomycetes; Georgefischeriales; Tilletiariaceae. The transcript is spliced from 4 exons.